AUGGCGAAACGAGGCGCACUGUCCGGUGACUAUGCAGUCCCGUCUGCAUAUUAUGAUCAUGUACCAGUUAUGGACAGCGACUCUGAUGAAACCAAUGGAAUCGUUCGUUUCCUUCGCGACGAAAUAUUCGCUCCCAGUAAACGUCGAGGGAACUUGGAAACUGCCAUGUCUAUCAUAGUGUUCGCUGGGGCCGUUGCUCUCUUGAGAAAUUAUGGAGAACUUUUGGCG
This is a messenger RNA of Paraglomus brasilianum, 228 nucleotides long. Lineage: Eukaryota; Fungi; Glomeromycota; Glomeromycetes; Paraglomerales; Paraglomeraceae. The record is from the annotation of a GenBank genome assembly.